AAUCCGAUCGUAUUUAUAUCUUUAUUUAUCCGUCUCUGAAUAUAUAUAAUAUUGCCUUAUUUUUCUACAAAUUAAUCUGUAUAAGGUACAUACGUACAAAGACGCCGUUGAGGCGGAAUAUAAUUCGGAACGAUCGUUAUCGUCGGGGAUUUUGCGGUAAGGGAAGACCCGCGAAUCGCGAGUAAUUAUAAAUCCUUGGUCUCGGUUUCUAACUCCUUAAUUGCGAUAAGAAUUGCGUACGUCGGUGGCAGGGUAAUGUGCACGAUGAAUUCUUCUUUGAUUAGAAAAUAAUAUCAAUUAUACCAUCAAAGAUCUAACGAGGAGAUAAUGGCUUCGUAGAUACCUAUAUAGGUAUAAGAGAACAGCGUUGGUGGGCGGGACGAAUACUCUUGUAGCUUCACAAUGUGACAAAUUUCAUCAACUUAUAUAAUGUUGUACAUAUGCACUGUUAACGAUUGGCUGACCUGCGUUUAAAUUGGAUAUAAACACGGCGAGGGAACUGCUUGGAGGGGGAAAAUCGGUUCGGCUAUUCAUUCACGUGCUAGAUGCAGAGACUCAGUAUUAUACGUGACUCGAUUCCUUGCCAGACGCGAAAACAUCCAGAGACCGGAGGAACUGCAGAACCGCGAUCCUCAACAAUUUGUCUCCUCUUGAAUUUAACCCAGUGGGCUUUGUUCAGUGAUCGGCGUAGAAGGACAAUCCCAAAGUAUUAUCGAAUUUGAGAAUAUAGGGAAUAUACUUUUAUACAACUUUUGACAAAACUUAGAUGAGCGUGCAGGGCGCAGAAAUUGGCAGUGAGAUAAUUCCUGGGCUACCUAUAAUAAUCUGCGAUCGUUUUGACGGCCUUUUACGACGAAGAAGAGGAAGACUUUUGACGACAAGAUGAGCUGCUCUUCGGCACCGACUGCUGUUAACAAGGGCUGCGAGACCCUUCUGAGCAAAUGCGAGAUCCCGAUUAUAGACCUCGAGCAUAUGGGGACGGAACGCUGUCCCCAAAAAGGAGUUGUUAAACAAGUUGCUCCGAAGCUUCUUAAAGCACUUUCCGAAAGAGGAUUGGCCCUUCUUGUUAACCACGGGAUACCGGACUGCAAGCUGAAAGCGGUUUACAGAGCGUUGGAUGGAUUUUGCGAAUUACCUGACGAGGAGCGCGUCAAGUAUGAAAGAAAUUCGGCAUCUAAUCACGGCUACGUGAAACCUGGACUGGAAAAAGCUUCGGAAGACGACGAGAAGGAGUCGAGACAUGCGUUCAACGUAACUGGGAGCGGCGGUGUUUUGCCGGAAAAGGAAGUUCCCGGUUUUCGCGAUGCGGUCGACGAACUUGCCCGUGAUUUAAAAUCUCUCUCUGCGAUGCUUCUAACCACCCUCGCCGUGGCGCUUGAACAACCGGCGGAUUUCCUGCUUUCGAAACACACCAAAAUUUUGGGCCCAGGCAACGAAUCCACCUUGCGUCUACUAUAUUAUCCACCACUGGGAGCUCCUGUUCCAGGACUAACGCGUUGCGGUGCCCAUCGAGAUUACGGAACUUUCACGUUACUCGCACAGGACAGCGAAGGUGGUCUUGAGGUGCAAACGCCUCACGGCGAGCGUUGGAGUCGUGUUGGUCAUCUGCCGGGUGCGAUAUUGGUGAACACCGGUGACAUAUUGGCCGCAUGGACGAGAGAUCAGCUUCCAGCCCUUCGACACAGAGUCGUGAUACCAGAGUUGUGCGGUCGAGGACGUCAUUCGAUAGCAUUUUUCGUUCAUCCGGACAACGAUACGCGGAUAGAACCGCUGGACACUAAAUUGACUACCAGCGUUCAGGAAUCAGCGCCGUGCAGACUGCAGAAGAAGAAGAACGGCGUUCUGACCGCCUACCAACACCUUCAACGUCGGUUUCGGGAAACAUACGCGUCUUAACGAAAAUUUUCCUUUCCUUCCGUUUGUCUUAUUUAAUUAAAGUAUACCUUCAAAGCGAAAUGUAAUUUCUUUUUUGCUGUUUUCUUGGUCGCUUCGAUGCCGAUCGAUCGGCUUGUAUUAUCCGCACAUGCGAUUUAUACUUAGGUGUGGAGUUAUUGUUACUCGUUACCGUUAAUGAUUUUUUCCUUCGUACACAGUAUGUAUUGUUAUUAUUAUCAUCUUUAUUUUUAUUACUAUAAAAUUGAUAAUACGAUAUACAUAGCGUAUAAUAUCGUUUGCAGUACGGUCGCGGGUUUAAUUUUUAUCAUUGUUAUUAUUUUACGAAAUAACAAACCGCGGGUUUAAUUCACGGUGAUGAAAUACCUAUCGCGCUGAGAAAUUUCAAUAUACAAUACACGCGCGUGAAAAAGAAGAGAUGUAUUUAUUGGACAGAGAACGAGGUUUUUAUUUUUCAUUUUACAAUACCGAAUACGCCUUGUGUAUGAACUUGAUAAGGGCUUACGUUUUAUUGACGUGGACGCAGCGAUUCAAGAAGAUCGGUUCAUCCGUUUUUCUUAUCUCCUAGUUAGAUGAAUUCAAUGUACUUGUAUCAUGCAAAUGCCGUGGGGUAGUUAUUAUUAUUAAUAUUGUUGUUGUUGCUUUUACUCCCGAACACAUGAGAAAGAAAAUUAAGUCAGCAUUGCUCAUGCCUCUAUUUUUUUUCAUCCUUAGUUUGUCUACUUAAAUCUUUUAAUGAUAACGUAGUUCAUCUUGGAAAUAAAUGAAAUAUUGAU
Messenger RNA from Neodiprion fabricii, 2669 nucleotides. Its product is annotated as proline hydroxylase buaE-like. Lineage: Eukaryota; Metazoa; Arthropoda; Insecta; Hymenoptera; Diprionidae. Bases 883 to 1896 code for a protein of 337 amino acids. The transcript has 8 exons. Gene Ontology annotation, molecular function: dioxygenase activity. The record is from RefSeq and is a predicted model, not a curated record.